GCAUGUUCGGUUACGAUUCAGGGUCGUGUAUAUCACUCUCUACGCGUAGGAUCACACGUCGCUCAUAUCAUCUAUUAUAUUUAAACCAAAAUAUUCUUAAACAUACUAGCUGACCUGGCUACAAUUACAUACACACCACACGAUGUCAACGGAUCGAGAAAAAUGGAGCUGGAAACUAGAUUUCUUAGCGACGAAUAUCGGAUUUGUAGCCUGUUUCGAAAAUAUGUUUCGCUUGCCUUACCUCUGCUAUAGGAACGGUGGAUUUAUUUUCUUCAUCCCAUACCUACUGGCUGUGACGUUAAUUACGAUCCCUCUUAUGUUCUUGGAGAUGGUUGUUGGUCAAUAUACAUCAUCUGGAUCCAUCAGGGCCUGGAAGAUUUGCCCACUGUUCAGAGGUGUUGGUGUAGCUUCCACUGUGGCGUUAUUUUGGCGUAACAUCUACUAUAACGUCAUCUUGGCCUACAGCUUAUACUAUCUCUACAGCUCUUGCAUUGGCGAUGAGCUUCCAUGGAAGAGCUGCGGUCAUGAAUGGAACACGCCCACCUGCCUUGAUUAUGACUCCGAAUGGGUUUGCAUCAAUGGAACAUACCUCGCCGUCAAGAAGAGUGAUAUACCACAGCUUCCAACCAACCAACCAACAUCCGAAUAUGUGUGGGAUGUGAGAUCAGUACCUUCCUUUGAUGACUACGACCGAUGCGGUGUUAGGCCUUACAAAACAGUACCGUCGCAAGAAUUUUGGAAGCACAAAGUGCGCGGUCAACCUGAAGUGUCAAGAGGAAUGUUCGACGUUGGAGGAGUUGUUUGGCAUCUGGCCUUAUGUCUUUUCCUCGCUUGGACACUCGUAUACUUUGGCCUGUGGAAGGGCGUCAAGUGGAUGGCCAAGGUGUUCUAUUUCAACGUUCCCUUCAUAUACGUCGUCCUCUUUGCGUUGCUGAUCCGUGGGGUAACAUUACCCGGAGCUUUUGAUGGAUUGCUGUUUUUUAUCUUUCCAAACGUGCACAGACUCGGAGUUAUUGAUGUAUGGAUAGCUGCUGGAAAAGAGGCUUUUUAUUCCUUUUCGAUUGGACUUGGUGCCUUCACAGCACUUGGGAGUUUUAACAAGUUCCACUACAAUUUUUAUAGGGACUGUAUGAUCGUAUCUUAUUUGAAGGUGAUUACGAGUAUGUACUGUGGUGUCGUGGUUUUCUCCUUCAUUGGCUUCGUAGCGUACACCGAGGGAAUCCAAGUAAAUAGUGCUGUAGAAUUAGGUGUCAACCUGAUGUUCUCGGUCUUUCCUCAUGCCUUUUCUCAUAUUGCUUCGUCACGAGUCUGGUCAUUUUUAUUCUUUCUUGUUCUUCUGAACAUUGGUCUAAACAUACAGCUCGUCACAGUCAAAGCAUUCGUUGCCUCUCUCACUGAUAUUGUCCCUGUCUGGAUGCGGAUACGGUAUUACAGAGAACUGCUUGUUUUAGGGGUCUGCGUAAUUAAUUUCUUGAUCGGCCUCGCUCUUGUGACGAAGGGAGGUUGGCAUGUCUUUGUAUUCUUCGACUUUCAUGGGUCUGGCCUACUGACCCUCACUUGGAUCUGUCUUUACGAGAGCAUUGCAAUUGGAUGGUUCUAUGGAUUUAGGCGUAUUUCGUCAAACAUUGCUGAAAUGCUGAAAUGGCGGCAGAUUGAAUGGUACCUAGUAGGGUGGCUAGUUACCUGCCCAAUCCUUACCCUGCUUCUUUGGAUUGCUGCAAUAUUUGAUCUGGCGGAGCUCCGGUUCUACCAACCCCCUUGGGCCAUUGCUAUAGGCGUCUUCAUUGAUAUCUCAACUAUGGUUUGGAUCCACGGUGCCAUGCUCUAUGCCAUUAUCUAUCAGUUGAUCAAAGGUGAUGGAUCCAUUUGGACGAGACUGAAACUGACUGUUCAACCAGCGAUCACCCCUCUUCGCGAAGAAGAAGAAGAACCAGCUCAAAUAGAAAUGAUGUAAAGGCAAAAACGAGUACAACUUUCAAUACAAAGUGAUUAUUAUAAGUAGGCCUACGUGUAUAUGUUUCAACUAUGUGGCCUUUCACAAGACACAUGCGCGAUGCGACUCCAUCCUAUACCAAAUAUAUUAUGUUAUUUCCAAUGACAUAUCAUCUGUUGGUUUGGAGUCGGAUUCGUUGGUAUGAC
This is a messenger RNA of Lytechinus variegatus (green sea urchin), 2139 nucleotides long. RefSeq names its product sodium- and chloride-dependent betaine transporter-like. Bases 143 to 1954 code for a protein of 603 amino acids. The record is from RefSeq and is a predicted model, not a curated record. Gene Ontology annotation, biological process: sodium ion transmembrane transport. NCBI's taxonomy places the organism in Eukaryota, Metazoa, Echinodermata, Echinoidea, Temnopleuroida, Toxopneustidae. The transcript has 14 exons. Gene Ontology annotation, cellular component: membrane.